GGCACAACAAAGAGUAUACCAGUUUAAGUCUGUGUCUUUUUCACCGUCGCCCUUGAAAAACAGCUUGCAAAUAGCUUCAGCAAUCCUUUGCUUAUCUUGGAGCCUGAUUGAUCCAGCAGUGAAGCAGAAAUCCAGGAUACGAAUGCUGAGAGGUGGUAGCGGCUUUACCAGGUUGAAGGUUGACAUUCCCAUCAACUGCAGCUUUACAAGCCGUUACACAUUUGGAUACGAUAAGUCAUGGAAGACACACUCACUUGCAGCCCUGCCACCUUCUCCCAGGGACUGAUGCAUGCCAUGGUGCAGUCUCUGAACAAUCUGAACGAUCAGAUUGCCAACUUCAUGGUGAACAGGCCCACCAUUAUAAAUCAUGAGGAUGCUGCCUUCCUGCCCCGUGAGAGUGACACACUGACACAGUCCAUGACUCUGAUGAGACAUCUGCUUAUGGAGGCCGAGGGUAAGAUCUUGAAGAUAAUGGAAGAUAAUAAGCAGCUGGCGCAGCACAUCGAUGGUGCCGUCCACUCUGCAAACCAGGAGGUGACCAACCUGCGCUCAGAGCUCUUGGCCACCAGCCGCAGACUUGCUGAGCUUGGAGCAAACGGCCCUACUGGAGUCAAGAACAACCACCAGCAGGUGCUGCUUAGAGAGGAGGUCACUCAGCUGCAGGAAAAGGUGCAACUGCUCAGGCAGAUGAAGGAAAUGUUAAAUAAGGACCUACAGGAGAUGCAGGGCUGUUCAGCAAAUACACUAUCUGCCACUGAGCUCCGCAUACAGCUGGCAGAGAAGGAAUGUGAACUGGAUCGUGCCAAAGAGGCCUUACAAGCCAUGAAAUGUGACCGUACAAGGUUGAAGGCAGAGAAGGCUGACUUAGUGAACCAGAUGCAGCAGCUGUACACUACGUUAGAGAGUCGAGAGGAACAGCUCAGAGACUUCAUCAGGAACUAUGACCAGCACAGAAAGGAAAGCGAGGAUGCAGUGAAGUCUCUAGCAAAGGAGAAGGACCUGCUGGAAAGGGAGAAGUGGGACCUGCGUAGGCAGACCAAAGAGGCCAUGGAACAUGCUGGCCUCCUGCGCUCACAGAUUGACAUGAAGGAGAACAGAAUAAAAGAGCUGGAAGCUGAGCUAACCAUGGCCAAACAGUCUCUGGUCACCCUCACUAAAGAUGUUCCAAAACGCCACUCAGUGUCCAUGCCCUCAGAGCCGGUGGUGAACGGUAGUCAGGAGUGGGUGAUGCAGGCCGAGCUUCCCCUCACAGCAGCUAUCAGACAGAGCCAGCAGACCCUGUACCAUUGUCACUCUGCAGACAGACAAGCUGCAUUGCGAAUCAGCCCGUGUCACUCACGCCAGCCCUCCGUACUCUCAGACACAUCAGCAGGUGAUGGAGAUCGCUCGUCUACACCCAGUGACUUGAACUCUCCUCGCCACCGGACUCACUCCCUCUGCAAUUCCAUGGAGGACCUCGAGGACCAGAAGCGUAAGAAGAAAAAGGAGAAGAUGAGUCUGGGCUCACUCUCUCGAGUGUUUGCCCGGGGAAAAUCCCAGCGCAAGUCUCUAGACCCUGGCCUGUUUGAUGGUACUUCCUCCCCAGAUUAUUAUAUUGAGGAAGAUGACGACUGGUGAUUGAAAGUGUGUGUGCAUGCCUGUGUGCAUGAAUGAGCAUGUGUGUAUGUAGGACUUUAUGGUUGAGUACAUGGGUCUGUGUGUGUGUGAUAUAUUUCUCAAAACCACAAGAACGAGAAAGACCUGCUGCCUCAUUGAAGUGUACAUAAUACACUAAUGAUAUUGUAUGUAAAUGAAAUAUAUAUUUAUUUAUAUAUGUAGACAUAUGUAGAUAUAUUUAUAUGCAUAUAAAUUAUACAGUACUGCGCAAGUUAUAGGCACCCUAGAUUAUUUAGAUACAUCUGGUAUUAGAAGAUAUUAUUUUAUGUCUUCCACAUUACUUAUUACAUUUUAGGUCAUCAAUUGUUCAUUUUCCAAAAUGACUUAAUUUUACAGAGAAAGGUCUUAUACCAUUAAAGAAAGAAAGAAAAUUAAGUAAUAAGCCACUUUUCAGAUAAAACAUUGUAGAGACUGUCUGA
This is a messenger RNA of Hemibagrus wyckioides, 2075 nucleotides long. RefSeq names its product kazrin, periplakin interacting protein b (gene kaznb). The transcript is spliced from 10 exons. Bases 238 to 1617 code for a protein of 459 amino acids. Lineage: Eukaryota; Metazoa; Chordata; Actinopteri; Siluriformes; Bagridae. The record is from RefSeq and is a predicted model, not a curated record.